AUGGUUCGCGACAUCGAGUGGAAGGCCGCAUGCGACAAUUGUUUCUGCGCAAUGGGUGCCAUACGGUGCGUUCCACUUGCGUGCGCCCCACCUCUUCAAGGCUGCAGCCCGAUCGUGCGAGAAGGACAAUGCUGCCCGUCCACCUACAACUGCAGCGGCAGCAUCGAAGUUAAGGCUACCCAAAACUACGCAUCCUACGCCUUCGUCAGCAAGGACUACGCUAAAUUCCGCAAGGAGACCAACUUUUUCCCCGCGAUUGAUCAAUCUACGAAUCCAUCCGUCGAAGGACGAGGUCACAGAGUGGUCGAGGAACGGAUUAGCACCAGCACGAUCGAUCUCGAGGAGGACUCAUCUGUCGCCACCUACUCGACCGCUUGGCCCUCGACUAUGGAGACCGACAUUAUGGACAAUGAAAUCUUGAUAGGGACGGUGAACUAUAAAUCGACCUUGGAAGUGACGACUGCCGCGACUUCAACGAAUGAGUUAUCCAGUAACACUGAAUCGAUAUCAUUCGAGUCGACACUAGCGUCCACCAAAGACGCUGAUUCCGCCACUGGUUCCUGCACGAUGUGCUUAACGAACACGUUCACGGACAUGUCCACGAUCAUGACGACGGAGGAUUCAUCUAGCACGGAUAGCUCGACGAUCUCGUUGUUGGAAUGGACGAUGAUGCUUCCCGAAUUAGCGCUCGAUAAUGGAAACGAUGAAAACAAGAAUGCCGGCGGGGACGGAGACAAAAACGCGAGUGAAAACGUGGAACGGAACGAAGACGAGGCUACGGAGACAGGGGCGACGAUGGGGGAGAAAGCGGAUAUAAUUGAGAAAAACAAAGCUACGGUGCAUCCUUUCGUAGUUUCCACAGAUGCCGGGAAAAUGCUUAUUCCCGACGAGAAAUUGUUCAAGAACUCUACACACGUUAAGAGGACGGAGACCAUCGGCAAGAGACCCGUCACUAGUCCAUCGUCAACGAUACUCAUGCCGGACGACAUCCUCGUGAUGAACGUGACAGUCAAGACGAAUGUCUCGGUGGGCCAUAUACAAGGUGUCACGAUAAAUCCAAUUAGGUCUAUUCCACCUGACAUUGAGGCCAUCCUGAACAUCACUCAUCGAGAAAAAGACGAGGAUUAUGAGUACGACUACAACGAACAACUUCUGCCGCCGUCGUUGCCGAACGUUAGGAUAAUACCCUUUGUGGCAGCAGACGCGUUGGUGAAAGGCAAGGAUGUAUCCUCAUCUGAGACUGGAUAUCCUCCUGGUUCAGUUGUAGUGCCUCCUAAACUACGACCGACCGAUGCUUCCGGCUUUUAUGAUAUUGCAACCCAGGAGAACCGAUUUAGCCCGCCCGUAGAGACCGAAGGUGGUUUUGUACCUAGAGAGCCAUCAUACUUCGAUGUUCCUUUUCGCUCAACAGACUUAAAUCUUGAGAUCGGUACUGGAGUUACUGUAGUUCCACAAAUCACGAAUCCGCAAAAGAAUAACGAUUUAUCGAAUAAGUGCCAUUUUGAAGAUAUGGAAUACCGCCACGGUGAGAUCUUGCCACGUGCCGCUUAUUGCAUAAUCUGCAUGUGUUAUUACGGAGAAGUCGUCUGUUCCUCAGAAAAGUGUCCGCCAUUGAAAAUUGGCUGUCGUAGAAUCAAUUCCGAGGAGAAGUGUUGCGGAAAAAUCGUUUGUGUCGAAGCCGACGAAUCGCCAACGGUGGUGCUUGACCGCGCCGACGCCACGGCACCGUCUCAACGACAGCCCACAGUGUCCCCGGAUCCGUUUCGCGACGUUAUCAAGACCGAGCCAGCCCCGGACUUGCCUUCUCUGAUCGAAGACAUGAUGCCAUAUCUGGUUGAGCGCGGCAUCACAACGCUCAGGCCAACGACGUCCAUGACGUCGGCUUCGAAGACUUCAGCUCAAGGCUUGAUAGGCAAUCAAUUGCAACACCCGUCGAACUUUGAUUUCAUGGAGCAGGUGCCACUGAUACAACCGCCCUUCGAUUACGGAGAAGAAACCAUCGACUCCUCCUCUUUGUUGGCGAAGUACGGAGUGAACCGUGAGGCAUCUUCAAUAGACACCGUCUCGUUAACGUACGAUUCGAAGAAUCAAGUGGUGGAUCACAAACCCCCCGAAAAUCCCGAGACAGACGUCUUCGAUUACAACGGAACGGCGUUGAUCGAGUCAAAUCGCACAACCGACAGUUCGAAGUACGAUCUCCGUCGGAGCAAUACCACUACGGAGCAGAAGUUCAUGAAGGGAAAUGUAUCCGAGACUGAGGAUCUCGAUAGAAACUUCACCGGCGAAGAGGACAAUCGUACCACGAGAUACGACAAUCGCACCGGGUCGGAUAAUUUCCCAAGUGAAGAUGGAAAGACCACCGCGGAGAACGCUUCCGAGGACGUCACCAUCUUUUCUUUGGACAGUGUUCUUAAGCUGCUAUUUUCCUCGAACACAAGUUUCAGCGACAAACUGAUCGAAACCACGGAGACGUCGAAUGUCUCCUCCGUCAGCGCUGUACGAGUGAAUCAGGAGAUUCUCGUCGUUUCAUCGACGAGUGCGGAAAGGUUAACCGAGGAGACGGAAACUGUCGAGACGUCGUCCUCAAAGGUUCUCGACAACGAGAUACCAAUGUCCGUGGGCAGUUUGCUGAAGCUGGCGGGUUGCAAUAUAUACGGGCGAAUGUAUCGCGUCGGCAGAAUUAUCACGGAGCUCUCGAGUCCCUGUGAGGAAUGCAGGUGCACGGAAAUUGGUGUCCGGUGCGAACAGUUGGAAUGUUAAUCGAACAAUCGAUUCGCUCGUAAAAAGAAAAUGUCUCGCGAACGUUUAAACAUCAAUAAAAUAAGACUGUUUCUGUUGAGAAAAUUAAAAGUGCAUACACGUUGUUUGAGA
Wasmannia auropunctata (little fire ant) is the source of this 2871-nucleotide messenger RNA. RefSeq lists its product as uncharacterized. Lineage: Eukaryota; Metazoa; Arthropoda; Insecta; Hymenoptera; Formicidae. Bases 1 to 2760 code for a protein of 919 amino acids. The record is from RefSeq and is a predicted model, not a curated record. The transcript has 9 exons.